ACGGUGUGAACGUUAACUGUGGUACUGGAGCUUAGACUCCACCUGGAAUGUGGGCCAGCACAGAGGUCUAGGUGCAGUCAUGUGACCCCCAGACAAAUGGAAAACCAAUCAGCAACUAUUACUGAGACUCAGUGCAGGAUCUGGAGUUUAACUAAGUUUUCCGAAGACCCGGCUACGAAGCGAGAGCUCCUGAUUAUGUCAGGGGAAUUAGGGGGAAAACCAACGGCAUGAGAGGAAGAGCUACAGAACGAUGACAUUUGGUUCAUGUUGAGUUUCCGUGCUUCAAAGUCCACGCAGCCUGUGCUCGGUGUGAACUUGUCGGACACGGAUGGACAAGGUCGGCGACCGUAGACCUGCUGUGGAGGAGAACAGGAGUUCAGAAGAGGAUGUUCGAUCCCAGAGCAUGGUGGCAGCGGUCAGCUGUCCUGCAGCGGCCACCGCGAGACUCACCUUACCGGGGGUCAUGGACUCUGAGGGCAGGGUGGACGAGUCGAGACUGAGGCUGUACAUAUUCAAAAACGAAUCAACAGGGUGGCAUAUUUUAAACCAUUGUUUCCCAAAGACUGGGUUGCGGACCUCAGGCGGCGUCUCUCCCUCUGAGCGAGGCCUGGCUUGGCGUUUUCUAUUCGGGAUGUACUCGUGCAGCUCCACGGCUUUGGAACGCUCUCUGCUGCAGGAGCAGUUGAUGGUACGAUACCAGGUCAUGAAAAGGAAGUGGCAGCAGUUGAUCCCCUCGGCUGUGAGGAUGCAUCUUAACAACUCAGACGCUGAGUUGGUUGCAGCUGUUCAGUAUUUUGACCAGAGACAAGCACAGGCCCAGCAGCAGACCCUGGACCUGUCUGAGGAGGUCAGAGAAAGGCUGGCUUUCUUGGAGCUUCAGGCACAGAUUUUAUUUGAGCGGGUGACAUUGGACGAGGAGGAGCUGCAGGAAGCUGUACGAAUCAUUGACAAGGAUGUACCAAGAACAAACAGAGAUCUGUUCUAUUACCAAGGUGAGAUUUCAGGAAAUCUGUUAGUGUUGAGAGACAUCCUUAUCACGUAUGCUGCCUUUCAUCCAGAGGUCAGUUAUGCCCAAGGGAUGAAUGACCUGUGCAGCCGGUUCCUCGAGGUUCUAGAUUGUGAGGUGGACACAUUCUGGAGUUUUUCCCGCUACAUGGAAAAGUUUUCCAAAGACUUCAGAGCUGAUGGUCUGCAUAGGAAAAUAGAAUUAGAGGCAGCUCUGCUGAAAGUACUGGACCCAGAGCUUUAUGCUCACUUAGCCACCGACAGCAUGGAGAACUUCACGUUCUGCCACAGGUGGUUACUGCUGGGUUUCCAGAGAGAGUUUGAACACAGUGAUGCCCUACGUCUGUUUGAGAUCCUCAGUUGUGACCACCUGGAGCUCAUUUCCCAGCAAGUGGAACGAGCCAGGUAUCAGGAAAGACUGGCCCAAAACAUCAGCGCAGAGGACAGUCCAGAGUCAGAGCUGCAGGCCAUCAACACUGACUUCACCUUUGAGCUGUUCAUCUGUGCAGCUAUUCUGCUGGAGAACAGGGAGGUUCUGCUUCAGUGUCAGGACGAUGCUCAGCUCAUCCGGUUUACAAGCAGUCUAAAUGGCAGGCUGGAUCUGAGUGGCACGCUGAAGAAAGCAGAGCAACUUUUCUACAACUACUGCAGAAGCUGCUCUUGGGACGAUGUUAACGGACAAUGCAGGGAAAACAAAAGCAAAGAAGAAGACUUUCUGUAUCAGCUGCGCUGUUUGUUUCUGUUAAAGUGACAUUUGAACAGCUGAUUGAAGUGUUGUGUUUGAUGGAAACACUAAUGUUUUCAAGGCUGCUCCUAAUUCAAUUGCUUUCUCCUUAAUGCAACUGUACAGUAUUUAUUGAAGGACCAUUAACAGUAACUUCAUCCUGUGUACACUGCUGCACGUAUAAUACACACUUCAAAAUGUUAAACUUGAAAAAAAAAAAAAAUCAUCUGCUGGACAGAAGCAGAUUGACAGACAUGUGGUAGUGCCCAUAUGUGGGGCUCCACAACAGGUGGUGCCUUCAAGGCAGUGUAUUUAGUUCCAAAUGCCAUUUGUGUCAGAAGGAUCAAUGUAACAAGAACAUACUGUACAUCCAGUCUGUGGGGAGAUUGAUAUGAAAACAGAAACACAAGGUCCUGGGUAGUUGUUCUUUCUUAUAUGGAGAAUGAAUGUGGAGAACAUAAAAACAAUGAGUCUUUUAACAGCUAACAUUAUUUAACUUCUUAAAGAGCAACAACUGGACCCUGUGUAAAUACUUUGAAAAACACAUUUAACAAGCUAAAAAAAACCUGAAUGCUAACAGCUAAUGUUGUUUGACUUCAGCUCGUACUUUCACUCUCUGUGUACUUAGUGUGCUUUGACAAACAAAUUCAACAAAACAAAUCCUUUCCUUUUUACAUUGCUGCUGAAUUGUAUGGCUAUCGCCCACCGGUGGUAGCGACAGGGUACUGUUUCUCAAAGCUGAGCUGACCAUGUGACUUGUGGAGUGACAUGUCCUGUGAGGUAUUCAUACUCAGCCCCUGAGGUUAGAUAUCACACACGCGUUACCAAACAGUGGUGACCAAUCAUUUUAUUAUAGGAUUCUAUACUGUCUUCUGACUCAGAGUCCUCCUACUAGAACAGCUGUCGAAUAUUCUGGUCAAACGUCGAUGUCAUGUUGGUGACUGAAGUGUAUAUUUCUCCAGCCCUCAUUUACUGCUGUGGUGAAUAUUUGUGAAUAAUAUUUGAAGAUGUUUCUCUCUUAAUCAACAGCAAUUCUUGUAUAUUUAUCUCUCGUGUAUUGUUGUAUGCUGUGCACUCUGUGUGUACACACUGUACAGUGAAAAUAUGGAGGCCUUUAAAUUUAGCACAAAACCUAUUCAUUUCUAAAGCCACAAGCUAUCCAGUGGUGCACAUAAAUCCACACGUCUGGUUUGUGGCCAGUCAUUGUCCAUUGUUUGAAGGCAUUUUAAACGUUCUUGUUGGUAA
Molecule: messenger RNA, 2974 nt
Organism: Cynoglossus semilaevis (tongue sole)
Lineage: Eukaryota; Metazoa; Chordata; Actinopteri; Pleuronectiformes; Cynoglossidae
Product: TBC1 domain family member 15
Exons: 11
Coding region: 329-1756 (475 amino acids)
Biological process (GO): activation of GTPase activity
Molecular function (GO): GTPase activator activity
Source: RefSeq, a predicted model, not a curated record